Molecule: messenger RNA, 1679 nt
Organism: Parastagonospora nodorum SN15
Lineage: Eukaryota; Fungi; Ascomycota; Dothideomycetes; Pleosporales; Phaeosphaeriaceae
Exons: 2
Coding region: 1-1566 (521 amino acids)
Biological process (GO): protein folding; protein stabilization
Cellular component (GO): cytoplasm
Molecular function (GO): protein-folding chaperone binding; protein kinase binding; heat shock protein binding
Source: RefSeq, a predicted model, not a curated record
AUGGUGAUCAACUACAGCAAGUGGGACAACCUCGAGCUUUCUGACGACAGCGAUAUCGAAGUACACCCAAACGUCGACAAGAAGUCCUUUAUCCGCGCGAAACAAGCUCAGAUACACCAAGAACGCGACCACCGCCGCCACCAGAUCAGAACGCUCAAGUACGAGCGCAUUAUCAAUGACGGCCUUACAGAGCGCGUCGACCGCCUGCUCACCGCGCUGAAAUCUCACAAGGACAAGCAGGCUGAAGGCAAUGGCGCAAAUGACGACCAGCUGGUAUUUCAGGCCAUGAUGGAGAGCAUGAUGGACAUGAAGAUUGACAAGGACGGAGGAAGCGACCGACCGCCGCCACCGCCAGAGGGUGUACACGAGCAUGUGAAGGAGAAGCCGACGUAUCCACAGAUGAUGGCCAGCCUGGUGGACUCCGUGAAGAAGGACAUCGACGCAAGCAAGAGCGAGGAGCCACGGUUCAAUCUCUUCAUCCAAGGGCUGGAGAAGGAAAAGGAGCGCAUAGAAGACCUGCAGAAGCAACUAUACGCUAAGCUCGCAGAGUUGGAAAAGGAAGAGAAGAAGCACAUCACAAGCGACGACCUAAAGGAAGGCUUCAGCUUCUCGAACGUCCGCAAAGGCGAAGAACAACCCGCCUCAACAUCCUCGUCAUCAGCACCCAAAAAAGACACAUCCGUCGAACUCCUCAACCCUCCAUCCCGCCCAACAGCCUCGCGCGUAGACUCCGGCGACCUCGCCGACGUCGAAGAAGGCACCGCCAUAUCCGGCUCUACCUCCUCCCCCAAUGACGACGACGACGACAUAUCCGCCUCCCCCCUCGCACAGUCCUUCGCGAAGAUAAAAGUCGGCGACUGGUACGCCUCGCUGCAAUUCCUCAUGCAACAUCCCGAAGUCAUGAAGGAGUCCGAAACCGACGGCCUCCUCGUCGAAGCCUUCAACGCCGAACUCGACGGCAAGCCCAAGCACGCGCGCCAAUGCGUGCACGCGGGGCUCCUGCUGCAAUACUGCAGACAACUCGGCGGCCGCCAGGGCGUCGAGCUGUUCUUCAAGCGCAUACAGAGCAAAGACCACCAAGCGGCGAAAAUGUUCAAUGAUGAUGUCGACGGCACGUAUCGCCGCAUCAAGACGCGCGCGGCAGAGAUACUGAAGGAACGCGCCGAGAAUCCGAGUGGAGCAGAGGGCGUCGAGCAGAUCCAACUGCAUGCCGUGGAUCCGGGCACGACGAUCAACAUCCAAGUCCCGCCCAAGGAACCGACGUCGCAAGAGCCCGAGGAGCGCGAGGCAGAAGUGCAGGCGCGGCAGAUAUUCGAGAACUUCCCGCCGGGACUGCAGCGGGCGCUGGAGAGUGGGAAGCUGGAUGAAGUCAACAAGGUGCUGGCGAAGAUGAGUGUCGAGGAGGCGGAGGAGAUUGUGGAGAAGUUGGGUCAGGGAGGCAUGUUGAGUCUGGAGCAGGGCGUGAUUGAUGCGACAACGGAUGAGGGCAAGAAGGCUAUGGAGGAGAUUGAGAAGACGCGUAGGUUUCCGGGACAGGAACGUAUACAGGAAGUAGAAGAAGAGUAAAGAGAUGGAACGGUGUGAAAAUAUCAGAGGUUGAUAUGACUGUAUACUACUUAUGAUGAAUGGCAUCAUCGAACGUGAACGGAAUGAAAAACACAUUAAGCCUGCCUCGCAAA